GAAUCUGUCUGGAGGGGUUCAGAGGUCUGUAGUAAUAAUGAGGACUAGGACCAAGAGACACAAACACCUGGGAUCACAGCAAACAGCGGCCUUGCACACAAUGGACUCGCCUGCAGAGGGUGAGAAAUGAUGCCUUGUCAGACACUGCCACAUGUCGCUGCUUUUAGCUCGGUUAGGUCAUGUGCGCAGCCCAUUGCAGCAGCAUGUCGCUAGUGCAAUUACGGCUAAGUUAGUCUUGGCAGACUUGAGAGGGAACUUUGGUCAGCCGCAUCUCGAACCUCACUUCUUCCAUGUCCAACCCCUCCUCGACAUACAACCUUGCUCCUGUGCCUUGUGCGACUUGCCUGUUGAGUUGAGCGUUCUCGCGGGCCCUUUGGUCUUCGACGUUUUCCUCUACGGGAUAUAGCCUUGUAUGAAACUAAGCCUGCCGAGCCUCCUCUGGUCCCUUCUUUUCUGAUUUAGUGCUCGAUUUCGCCUUCUCGACUUUUUGCCUCCCCAUCAACUCUAUGACUCCGCAAUCGUGUGCGACUAACAAUGACUGAAUCGAUGGCAUCUCCCAGCAAAGACCAGAGGCGCGCUCCGUCUCAAGCUGAGUGGGAGAAGUUCCGACCUGUCUUCACUCAGUUGUACAUUGAAGAAAACCGUCCCCUACCUGAGGUGAUGGGGAUCAUGAGAGAGAAGCAUGGAUUAUGGGCCAGUGAGAAGAUGUAUAAGAACAAAAUUAAGCAUUGGGGUUUGCGGAAAUACCUCAAGGAGGGCGAGGCUAAGCAGAUCAUGGAAGGCGAGGUACCGACAGCCAGCAGAGACUUAGAUUUGGAUGCUCUGAAGAAAAAGGCCGAACGUGCUUUAAAGCGGAAGCGAAAUCGCAAGUCAUCGUCAUCCAACGCACAAGCUUCUCCGCCAGCUUCGCCGCCCGCAUCUCCGACAGCAUCUCCGCUAGCUUCAGAGCCGUCGCCUUCAGCCUCGUCUCCUCCUCCACCUUCUCCAGUUUGUGAAGCGGUGGUACAAUGGUCAAAGCCAGCAGAACCGCUCCCGACCAUCGUCGUUCCGCCGCCCGAAAGAUUUCGGGUUGUUAAUGUCGCCGAGCAAUUUCUCUUCAACCUGCGCGGAUGGACCCACGACGCAUUCGUUCAUGGUGAUUGGGAUACUCUGUCUUCUACCCAGCAUCACCGCGGGCGCCAGGCAUCACGUCUUCUCUCUUCGAGUCUAACCGCGGGAAUUAACCUCUUCGACAAUGGAAAGCCGACGCUUGCUUGGGCACAAUGGGGAAAGGCCUUUGCAGGUUUCCAGAAUCCCGAAUUGUUCAAAUCUUGGUAUUACGAAAUACCAAUGGCCUUACUUUUCGAAGUCGGUCGAGUGGCCGUCAGUGGCCACCAUCAGCUCGCUGCGGUGCUCCUCAAGAAUGUCAAACGGUGGGCGCAUACAUUUCUGGAUCCAAAGGAUUCACGCCACGCCCUCUUCAGCGUCUUUGGUGAACUUGAAGUUGAUCAACUACAAGACCUAUACAAACGUGCCGCCCGCUCUAUGUACGAUGGUCUUGAAACGCGAAUUGAUAAGCGCAAUAAGCUCUUAUACGAGGUUCGACUUAACCGAGCUCUGGACCUUCUGUGGUACGAUCCAGAAACGGACUUGACCGAAUGGCUUCCACAGAUCUCAGAAGUUGACGCCGUCUCCCCAGGAUUGUCCGUGUACUUCCUGCUUCUACAAGCUUACAGACUUGUCGCCCAGGACCAGUACGAUGAAGCUGACGACAUUUGUUCGCAAGUGCAGCGUAGGCUUACAAUCUUGAAAGAAACUCCAGGAAGCAUAGACCUUUGGCGAGUAGGACUUGCUUAUCGCCGACUUGGGCGACAACAACAUGCCAAAGGCCGCAUUGCCGACGCACGUCGGAGUUUCAACACGGCGCUAAAAUAUGUGCAGAAUAACAACGACCUGUCAAAAUCCGUUCUGAUCGAGAUCUGCCAGCGUCAGCAAAGCAUGGCAAACAUGAUGCAAGACGCUGAGGAUGUCUUCUUCUGGACCAAAAUGCUUGAGUCCUUGGAGCAGGACACCAAAGCAACACAAGUAAUCGAGGAACUCGACCCAUCCAAGGAUGAAGACGAGAGCGAGAGUGAAGACGAAGGCGAAAAGCUUCGAGGAAAAAAGAGGCGAAUAUCACCUAAUCCCGGCCGGAGUUCCACGCCCGCUCGACGGGGCACCUGGUAACCUUGAAGUUGGAAGACCAGCGAAAUCAAAGCACCCUCUUCGACUUGAGACUUUACGAGACCAUGAAUUUAUGAAGUGACGAUUUCUACCCUGUUCCCCAGUUGAGCGAAUUUGAAGGAGUUUAGGAUUGAAAAGAAUGCAAGCAUGAUUGGGGGAUCUGCAAGUGACCGGUUUCUCUCUGAAAUUUGUGAGGCAUUUGUCCCGCUCGUGAGGACGAGAGAGCCUUAGGCACCCGUGACCGGAAGUGAUUGUUCGUUCCAUUUACACAGCAGGGAAAGAGCAGGCGAUAUUAUCAACAUCAGUGUUUCAAAGCGCGAGUUGCGUAUCUGAUGUACUUAUACAUAUUCGGUACAUGUGAUUUGAGUGAGAGGACUCCAGCUUUUUUGAAUUGGGAAGGAGCUUUUUAUAUAGCCUUGUAGUCAGUCACCUUGCUUAGUUCUCUCAUCAACCGGUAUUGCUCUCC
Cladophialophora immunda is the source of this 2668-nucleotide messenger RNA. RefSeq lists its product as uncharacterized. The coding region runs from base 535 to 2205 and encodes 556 amino acids. Lineage: Eukaryota; Fungi; Ascomycota; Eurotiomycetes; Chaetothyriales; Herpotrichiellaceae. Gene Ontology annotation, molecular function: protein binding. The transcript is spliced from 2 exons. The record is from RefSeq and is a predicted model, not a curated record.